This is a messenger RNA of Trifolium pratense (red clover), 567 nucleotides long. RefSeq names its product protein C2-DOMAIN ABA-RELATED 4. The coding region runs from base 13 to 510 and encodes 165 amino acids. The record is from RefSeq and is a predicted model, not a curated record. The transcript is spliced from 2 exons. NCBI's taxonomy places the organism in Eukaryota, Viridiplantae, Streptophyta, Magnoliopsida, Fabales, Fabaceae.
UCAACAUCAUCGAUGGACGGCCUUCUCGGACUUCUAAGGAUUCACAUCAAGCGUGGCGUCAACCUUGCUGUUCGUGAUGUCAAUACAAGCGAUCCAUAUGUGGUGGUUAAGAUGGGAAGCCAGAAACUCAAGACUCGUGUCAUUAGAAAGGAUAUCAAUCCUGAAUGGAAUGAAGACCUUACACUCUCAGUAACAGAACCCGUUCUUCCAUUCAUGCUGACUGUGUAUGAUCAUGACACAUUUACCGCAGAUGACAAAAUGGGAGAUGCUGAAUUCGACCUCACACCAUAUGUAGAGGCCUUAAAGAUGAACAUAGAAGACAUCCCCAACGGUACUAUAAUCACCAGAAUACAACCGUGCAGGACUAACUGCUUAGCAGAGGAGAGUUGCAUCACUUACACCGAUGGCAAAAUUAUCCAAGAUGCUAUUCUUAGAUUGCGACACGUUGAAUGUGGGGAAGUUGAAAUUCAAUUGGAAUGGAUCAAUCUUCCCGGUACUAAGGGUUUCUAAUCAUUAAUUAUUUCUUCUCUAUUUCGUUAAUUAUUAAUUAGUAUUUGUUACUUCCUA